Messenger RNA from Striga hermonthica, 444 nucleotides. Lineage: Eukaryota; Viridiplantae; Streptophyta; Magnoliopsida; Lamiales; Orobanchaceae. The record is from the annotation of a GenBank genome assembly.
AUGAACCAUCAGCCUGCUGUCGCGCCGCCCGACAUCAUUGAUCGUUGCUUCAAUCGUCUUGCUCAUCUUCAGUCGUCCCUACAAUUCUCAAAUGCGGCAUCGCCGGCGAAGAGCCGCACCGCCGCUGUGGAUAGAUCCUUUAGAUUCGGUACGCCCACGAGGUUUUCGACGGAGGGGCACUCGGAACUGUCCUCGGUUCGCGGAGAUCUAGAGAAGGAGGCGCUGGUUGAGGUGAAAGGUUUGGAUGAGAAUGCACUCUUUAUUUCCCACAUUCAGGUUAACCAGGCCCAGAAGCAGAGGUGCCACACAUAUCGUACUCAUGGACGAAUCAAUCCUUACAUGUCAUUCUCCUGUUACUUCGAGUUGAUUCUAUCUGAGAAAGAAGAGUCUGUCAAGAAAGAGCCCGAUUCACAAUUGGCAGCAGGCAAAUCUAGGAAGGCUUGA